Molecule: messenger RNA, 1002 nt
Organism: Megalops cyprinoides (Indo-Pacific tarpon)
Lineage: Eukaryota; Metazoa; Chordata; Actinopteri; Elopiformes; Megalopidae
Product: odorant receptor 131-2-like
Exons: 1
Coding region: 1-1002 (333 amino acids)
Biological process (GO): G protein-coupled receptor signaling pathway
Cellular component (GO): membrane
Molecular function (GO): G protein-coupled receptor activity
Source: RefSeq, a predicted model, not a curated record
AUGGCUCAGUCUAUCCCUCAAUACACUAACCUGAGCAAUAUUCCUGCACCCCUCCUAUCUCGAUCUUGGAAUGAGAAGAUAGUGCUGGUGCAGGUGUUGGUGGGAAUUUUCCUCUACGUGAACUGCCUCAUGAUAUGCACCUUCUUCAAAAAGGAGGCCUUUCGAACCGACACUCGCUACAUUUUGUUUGCGCAGACAUUGAUCGCAGACUCUGCCCUCAUGGUGUUUACAGACUUGGCUCUGAUUGGGAGUUACUUCCAGAUCCCAGUCCCCUGUAUUCCCUGUGUGAUAAUGUGUACCAUCAUGGCUUGGCUCACUAUCGGCACACCUCUGACCCUGGUGGCAAUGUGCCUGGAACGCUAUGUGGCCAUCUGCAUGCCUCUGAGACAUGCCAGCAUCUCCACCACUAGAACCAGGCUGCUAGGCCUUGUCCUCAUCUGGUGUCUCUCAGCAAUACCUGCUCUGAUUAUACUCAUUGCAUUUGUCUCCUCUGUUCCUCUCAGCAUUUAUACCUCAUACAUGGUCUGUAGUGUGGAGAUGAUGAUGAUAUACAAUUGGCAAGUACAGAUCAGAGCAGGAUUAUUUCAGUUUUACUUCAUAGUCAUGUCUAUUACCAUAGGCUUCACCUAUGUUAAAAUCAUGGCAGCUGCCAAAGGAGCUUCAAGCAACAAGAAAUCUGCCUCCAAGGGUCUCAGGACUGUGGUUCUUCAUGCCUUUCAGUUGCUCCUCUGUUUGAUUCAACUGUUGUGCCCUUAUGUAGAGAUGGCUGUUUUUAAGAUUGAUUACAUGCUGUUUAUUAAUGUGAGGUACUCCAAUUUCAUUGUGUUUAUAUUAGCACCACGUUGUCUGAGCCCACUGAUAUACGGUUUGAGGGAUGAAAAGUUUUUUCUGGUGUUGAGAUACUAUGCAGUUUUUGGUCUGAAUAAAAAAGACUUCUAUUAUUGCAAAUUCUGUCCACUUCAUCUUAAAAAUGAGAAAACGUGGCCCUUGAACUGUAUAUAA